Molecule: messenger RNA, 985 nt
Organism: Pseudo-nitzschia multistriata
Lineage: Eukaryota; Bacillariophyta; Bacillariophyceae; Bacillariales; Bacillariaceae
Source: the annotation of a GenBank genome assembly
AGGUAGGGAUACUUGAGAUAAUCACGGUAGUACAUGGAGGGAAGCCACCGGAAUAGGUGAUCGUAACCAACGACCACCUUGACCCGAAAGCCAUCGUUCGCGCUUGUGGUCUGAUUUUUCUUCAAAAAAAUUCCUUCGAACAAUUUAUCCCAGUCUAACCCAUCAGCAUGCGUAUACAUAUCGUUCGAUAUAACGACAUUGUGUCCGUUUCUCAAGUGGCCCUCCAGGGCCUGCGAAAAUUCUUCAAAAUUGGAUUGCAUAGCCGAUUCAUGAUUACUAGGAAAGGUGUCGGCGUUGCGAUAGACCUUAAACUCGGUGUCAACUCCCACGUUCACGUCCACUCUGGACGACUGUAUCCCUCCCACAAAGUAAACGUUAUCAUCCAAUGCCAACUUCUCGGCUACCUCGAGCAAUCCUUUCUUGAUAGUCGUGGUGGCAGUUUUUGGUGGCCCAACAUGUACGACCAUCCAGGGGCGAGAACCUGUGGGUGCUGUCAUCGUUGUUGCUUCUGCUCGCUCUUGGGUUGCACCAUGUAAAGACACGACGCUUGUCUCGUGCUCGGUARUGUUCGAGACCAGAACUUUGCACAUUAUCAUGAUGGCAACGUAUGGAAAGAACAAAAUCACCCUAUACAUCAGUUCUUUGACACUGUUUUUCUCAAAUGCAACUCUUUGUUCUCGUCUGUGAUGUCCAGGGAUUUGUUUUUUUGGAGAGAUAUUCGAAGGUGUUCCGGGCGGAUCGCUGGGUGGAUCCCUUGUCAGAACUCGAGGCCUCAGAAGUGCCCGACUACUCAUUGGUUCUUCAAUGUCGGUUUUGUAUUCGACGGUGGGGUCUUGCUGACAAGUAUUCGGCAUUACAGAACAGAAACUUGAGUCAAUUGUGAUCUGGUCUGUUACAACUCUGGUACAAGUAGUAAGAGCACAGAAAUGAUUUUUUAAAGUGUUACUGUAUGUCAAAGCUCAAAGAAUAGACGUUCUUUUGCUUG